Phalaenopsis equestris is the source of this 4427-nucleotide messenger RNA. Its product is annotated as pentatricopeptide repeat-containing protein At3g24000, mitochondrial-like. The record is from RefSeq and is a predicted model, not a curated record. Lineage: Eukaryota; Viridiplantae; Streptophyta; Magnoliopsida; Asparagales; Orchidaceae. Gene Ontology annotation, molecular function: protein binding; RNA binding; zinc ion binding. Gene Ontology annotation, biological process: RNA modification.
UAGCCCCAGCAAAUUCAUUCUAGUUCGGUGCGCCUCGCUAAAGUUCCAUUCCGGGUUGAUUUUUCUGCAAGAAAUGAGGUUUAGCCGAAAGUGGAAGCCAUGAAGAAGCUACUCCUCCAUCCUACUGCACUAUCUGCCACCAUAACUACUACCUCUGCUGCCUUUCUCUCAAAAACCAAUUCUUUUUCCUCUUUCGCCGCCGCUGCCGUCUCCGUCGUAGAAUCCGAGUCUCUGGCAGAAACCGGGGGAGAAGAGCAUAUCUCUAUAAUUAUCCGAGACAAGGAUUUUCUUCGAAGAAGCUACAAAUCUAUUAGCGGGCUUCACGUCCUCGACCUCAUAGACAAUGGCUCCCUCGAACCCAGCACUGGAAUCUACUCCCACCUCUUAUGGAGUUGCACCCAAUUAAAGAAGCUCGAAGAAGGAAGAUUGGUUCACUCUCAUUUCCUUGCUUCAAAAUUUAAAUCUGAUAUUUUCUUCCAGAACUCCAUCAUUAACUUUUACAGCAAAUGCAACAGCUUGGAUGAAGCCCGCAAGGCGUUCGACCAAAUGCCUCUUAGGGAUGUUGUUUCCUGGACUGCACUAUUAUCUGGCUACACACAAAACGACAAACCUAAGGAGGCUCUUGCAUUGUUUCCCAGAAUGCUUUGGUCAGAAUGUAAACCAAAUAAUUUCACAUUUGCAACACUCCUUAAUGCUUGUGGUGCCGCCGUUGAGGUUGAAACAGGUAUGCAGAUCCAUGCUUCCUGCGUCAAAACUGGCUGUGAUUUGGAUGUUUAUGUUGGAAGUUCUCUCCUGGAUAUGUACACUCGCCAUGGGAAAAUGAGGGAAGCUUUUGCAGCAUUUGAUAGGUUAGAUACUAAAAAUGAAGUGUCAUGGAAUGCCUUAAUUGCUGGAUUUGCGAGGAAGGAGGACCUAAACAGUGCCAUUAAGAUGUUUGUGGAUAUGCAGAGGCUUGGUUUUCCUGCAACACAUUUCACCUAUUCUGGUAUUUUUAGUGCUUGUGCAAGUAACGGAUCUCUAGAGCAAGGGAAAUGGGUUCAUGCCCAUAUGAUAAAGCAUGGCCAUAAACUUAAUGUUUUUGUUGGCAAUACGCUUCUAGAUAUGUAUGCUAAGGCUGGAAGCAUUGAGGAUGCAAGAAAGGUGUUCUGUCGGUUGGACAAAAACGAUAUUGUUUCAUGGAAUUCUAUGCUUACAGGUUGUGCACAGCAUGGACUUGGCCAUGAGGCAGUUAAUCGAUUCGAGAUGAUGCUCAAACAUGGAGUUAUGCCUAAUCAGAUAACUUUUCUCUGUAUUCUUAAUGCUUGCAGUCAUGGUGGUUUGCUCAAAGAAUGGGAGUAUUACUUCAACUUGAUGAAGGAAUAUAUGGUGGAGCCUGAAAUUGAGCAUUUUGUGGCCAUUGUGGAUCUGCUUGGACGUGCAGGCCUUCUUGAACGAGCGUGGAAGUUCAUAGAUGAAAUGCCUCUCAAGCCAACUGCCGCUGUCUGGGGAGCUCUGCUUGGCGGAGCUCUGCUUGGAGCUUGUAGAUUGCAUAAGAAUGUGGAACUAGGGAAGCUUGUUGCUGAACGUGUAUUUGAGCUUGACCCACAUGAUGCAGGUCCUCGCCUGCUGCUAUACAACAUCUAUGCUUCGGCCAGCAGAUGGAAUGAUGCAGCGAAGGUUAGGAAGUUGAUGAGAGAAAGUGGUUUAAAAAAGGAGCCUGCUUGCAGCUGGGUGGAGGUUGAAAACUCUGUCCACUUGUUUGUGGCAAAUGAAAAUUGUCACCCCCAAAUAAAAGAAAUAGAACAGAUGUGGGAAAAAAUAAAUGGCAGGAUUAAAGAGGAAGGCUAUGUUCCAGAUAUAAACUAUGUGCUUAUGCAUGUGGAUGAGCAAGAGAAAGAGGCAAAGCUAAAGUAUCACAGUGAGAAACUUGCUCUUGCUUUUGCUCUUCUAAAAUUACCUUCUGGGGCAACCAUCAGGAUUAAGAAGAAUAUUAGGAUUUGCGGAGAUUGUCAUCCUGCAAUAAAGCUUGUAUCCAAGGUAAUAAAAAGGGAGAUUAUUAUAAGAGAUGCACAUCGGUUUCACCAUUUUAGUGCAGGCAAAUGUUCUUGUGGCGACUACUGGUGAUUCCAUUAUUCCCAAUUCUGGCUUUGUAAUUCAUAUGAUAGAUGGGGGGAAGCUGCACUCUAUUUGUGAUAAAUAAAGAUUUGAGCAGUUGCAUAAAAUUAUAUAGUUGCUAUGCUGCAGACAGGGCUUUCUGCAAAACUGUACGCAUGAUUGUUGCUUCUGUGGUCAAACACACAACUGUAUGAACUCCUCCAUACUCUAAUCAAUGAUUCCAAUUUUGAUGCGAUGCUUAGUUGAUUGUCCUUGGUAUGGUGGGCUGUGUGCGCAGGAGUUGACUUGCAGAAGCUAGAAAACAUCUUCAAUUUUACUGUCCAAAAACUUUUGGAAGGAUUGGAAUGUAGCAACCCUGCCACAGCUACUAGGUGGUAUGAAUCAGGAUGUCAAACUGUUAAUGCGAGUACUUGAAUUCCUCCCUGGAAGAUCCAGAGUAAAAACCUGAAAGAAAAUAGUUUUGAUGUGAUAGAGAUAGCUUACCAGGGCCAACUCAACAAGGCAGAAUCUAGACUCCCUCCCAUAUGUUAGAGAGGAGUUGGUUGGGAUUUUCUCUCCACUAUUCUGCAAGGAGAAAACUGCAUGGGAACUGAAGUCAGCUGCUGCCAGGUCCUUUUUUACCUCUGCUAUCAUGUGCAGUGCUGCCAUUUUCAUCUCCUUUAUCAUUACGUCCGUCAUUAUCUGUGUUUUUCCUUGCAUAAAUUGGUGGGGUCACAUCAUCACAAUGAUCCCCGUGGGCUGAAGGUCACAUUAACAGUGAUGUCUUUUUCUGUUCUCAUGUCUCUAGUUUAUUUUUCUGUUUCUAGCUCAUGAGUUCUGACCAAUUGGAUUCUUCCGUUGCAUUUCGAGCUGCCUGGUUAUGUCCAGAACUGCUCAAUAGACAGGCGGCUCCAGGUUGAGCGCCGUUAAGGGAGUUUGGGCAGAUUAAAAUAUGGGUGAAGAAAGUCUUCCUUACAAUAAACAUUUUAUUUUCUGCUUCUUUGUUCUUAGGCAUGUGACCGUGAUUAAUAGAAAGACAAUUGAGCAUAUAAUGUCAUACUUACAUAUUGAUUACUUUGUCUUUUAGUUUUAAUUUUAUUUAACUCCCACGGCUCUUGUUCUUAAAUUUUUCAUACUUUUUCUAAAAAAAGAUUAUGUUUUGAUGUGAAAAUCAUUUGUGGCCUGGUCCAUCCACCCCCACUGCUAGAAAUGUUCAAAGGAUCAUGCUUGCUUGGUUGUUAUUUAUAAAUAUUAAAAGAUAAACAAUGCUUAGUUGAUUGUUAUUUAUGUUAAAUUACAUGGUUAGAUUGAGUGAUUUAGUUUAAAUAUAAUUCUCAUUAGGCCAUUAACCUAUAUUCCUCCCAACUUUACAAAAUUUCCCCCAAAUGGUGCACUUUUAGGUAAUCGCUGAUAAAUUCAUGGAAUUGGUGUUGAUUAAGUGCUUUUGAUAACUUAUCAUGUUGUCAUUUGUUUUGGGAAAAUCUUUAAUAAUGUUACUAAGCUUUUGUUGAUUGGAUUUUGUUGGAUCCUGAGUUGUCCAUGACUUCACAUCACCUAUUUUGGAGUGAGUUGGAAAAGAGAGAGAUUUUAAGAUUUUAUUGCUCAAAGGAAUAAUUACAAAAAUGUGUAGCUAAGAUUGUGAAUCCUGAGUCUCAUCAUUAAUCUUCUAUUUAUUAAUUUGGGUUGACACUAAUUAUAUUAUAUAUUAGGCUAUAAAAAAGAAUUAUAUAGUUUUUGUAACCUAAUAGGACACUGGGCUAGGAAUCAUUUUCUAGCUACGUUUGAUAAACCAUUAGAUAAUUUUCCCGUCAUGUUAACUAGUCAAUUUGUCUAAUUUGCCAAGCUGCCCUUUGGGUUGACUUAUGUACAAUCUUGAGCAAGUCCUGUGUGAAUAAUAAUUUAAAAAAAAGAAUAAGAGAGUUAAUUUGUUUAAAUAAUAUAAUUAAUAAUUAUUUUAAUGGUCGUCGAUUGUUGCGAUAUGUCUAUGUUCAUAUCCGCGACUUAGGUUUAUACAUAUUAAUUUUCUUCAUGCUAUGUUCUAUUAAACUUCAUCCUGGCAAAUUAAUGGAGGCUUUAGAAGACAAUAUCAAUUUUUCUUUAGAGACCUAGAUUACUGAACAUUUUAUGAAACUUGAAAGAGAAUUUUUCUAAAAAGAGAACAAAGAAGAAAACGUCAAAAUUGAGUAGGAAAAGACAAAAAAUGGAGGCUCAAAAUCUUGGUUCUUUGUCCAUGGUUGAACAGAUUAAAUAUUAUACACAACUGAACGUGUAAUAUAAAAGUGACUUAAUGAUUGUGAGUUUAAAUUUAACUUAAAAUCUAAAAAAAAACAUUUACUGAACUUGAUUUGUUUAUU